Messenger RNA from Notothenia coriiceps (black rockcod), 2151 nucleotides. Its product is annotated as leucine-rich repeat-containing protein 14-like. Gene Ontology annotation, cellular component: cytoplasm. Gene Ontology annotation, molecular function: protein binding. Lineage: Eukaryota; Metazoa; Chordata; Actinopteri; Perciformes; Nototheniidae. The record is from RefSeq and is a predicted model, not a curated record.
AUUAAUAAAGCUCCAUCUUAUCUUAUCUUAAACCACACAGGUGAAGAAGAACUGACGACAACAUGUGGGAUUUCCAGCGAAGACGAGCUGAUUCGAGGAGUGAGGAGGAGGAUGGAGGCGGAGAGGAAGAUGAUGCCUACAGUGACAGAAUCAGGAAGUAAACAGGAAGUGAAAGAGGACAGUGAAGUGCUGGUGCACGUGAGAGCAGAUCUGUUUGUGAACGCCAGGUCGUGGGAGAGAGUUCGAGGAGCUCUGACCACAUGUGGCCCUCUGAAGCUGCAGUGCAGGUAUCUGAGAGCGGAGGAGAUCUCUGUGUCCAGCAUCAGAGCUCUGCUGGCGUUACUGCCGCAGCAAGGGCUUCUGGGACUUGAUGUUCGUUACAGUAACAUCGGAGUGGCUGGUCUGGCUGAGCUGCUUCCUCUGCUGAAGAGUUUCCCCGCUCUCAGCUCUCUGCGUCUGCAUUACUGUAACCUGGAUCUCCGGAGAGAACAGCCCGGACAGGAAGGAGCUCUGAAGGAACUUUCUGAGGGUCUCAAGCAGCUGCAGGAACUCCGAUGCCUCAGCCUCACCGCGCUGCGUCUGCCGGGACAACUCCGAGUGCUGCUCAGCUCGCUGCCUCGGCCCCUGGAGGUCCUGGAGCUGCCCUACCUGAGCCUGAGUCCUGCUGACCUGGCCUUCCUCUCCGUCAGCCACCACGCCUCCACUCUGCAGCAGCUGGACCUCAGUGAGAACCGUCUGGAUGAAACCACGCUGACCUCCAUCCGCCGCCUCCUCUCUCAGGCCUCCAGCACCCUGCAGCACCUCUCUCUGAGCGGAUGCGGACUCACCGAUAACCUCCUGGUGCUCCUUUUGCCCUCUUUAGGAUGCUGCCGGGCCCUCAGGAGCCUCGCGUUGGCGCUGAACCCUCUCUCUGUAUCCGGCCUCAUGGAUCUGGUGAAGAUGGCGGUGAAGAUGCCUUCUCUGCGGCAGCUGCUGUACCCGAACCCUCUGGAGGAUUAUCAGCCGGGGCUCCCAGAGAUGCCCUCCAGCGCCCAGCUGUUAGACUGGCCCCUGGACGAGGCUAUAGACGUCAACAUCACCAGCAGCCAGAUCAACAGAGCGCUGAAAGCCAGCGGCAGAUCGGACCUGCUGCUGACCUGCGACCUGCUCAACUACGAUAAAGACAUGGUGUGUUAAAGGAUCACGAACACCUGGAGAUCAAAUCCUGCAGACUCUCUCCUGCUUUCUAUCUUUUCUUUAUCAAGUGAUGAAGAUUUAUGGACUAUCAAUACGAAACACGUGCGCUCCUAUUGGCUCGCGCUCCAACACAUUGUACGUGAUAGGCUAAGGGGCGGGACAUCUCUAAGCUGGUACACCAAUCACGACAGAAUGCAGGACUUUUAAAGUAUUACGAACAGCUGACGAUGAAAUCCUGCAACUGUCUCCUGGUUUUUAUUAAAUAUAUAUAUAUAUUUGUUUUUAGGGAGUUUCUCUCCUCCAUUGGACUCCUUUGUUUACUUCUGGAACAUAGUGACAUCACGACGGGACACUCGCUGCCGGAUCCGAACCGCCGAAAACACAAUUGAUUUGGACAUCUUGUUUGUUCAGAUGAGUAAAUGAACAGGAUAUUUAUGACGUGGUUUCAGGUUCUUUGCGAUGAUAACUUUGACCCAGAUGAACCUGAGAACGCCUCUUUUGAUCCUGAUCCAGAAUCCAUACCACAAUCAGACCUUCCUGCCUUAAAGGAGGACGUCCACUCUGAAGCGCUGCAACAAAUUGUGCUGCUUCAACUUCUUCCAGCACUGAGUGGGACACGUGGAGGGGAUGGUGCUUCAGUAACAUGGUGCUCUACUACUUUAAUAACUCUUCUUGUUGUACAUGUUGCUCUUCUGACAGAAUCGCCUGUGCUCUAUCAUCAGGACGGGAUAUGGAUUGUUAACCCUCUUGAAAUGACACGCUUUUUAAACAAAGGCAUUAUCUCAUCAUCUUGUAUAUUUACACACACAUCAACACCCUCUUUAAAUGUGUGUUCACGACAGAUGAGCACAUGCUUACCUCCUUGUGUAGAGGAUGAAUGAACUGCAAAACCUUUAGGAUUAUUAUCCGAGUGAUUCUCGUUGUGUUUUCCAUUUUUGUACCAACUGUCCCCGAAUAAAUCAGUCUUUAAUCUGA